Messenger RNA from Parathielavia appendiculata, 399 nucleotides. RefSeq lists its product as uncharacterized. The record is from RefSeq and is a predicted model, not a curated record. The transcript has a single exon. The coding region runs from base 68 to 238 and encodes 56 amino acids. NCBI's taxonomy places the organism in Eukaryota, Fungi, Ascomycota, Sordariomycetes, Sordariales, Chaetomiaceae.
GUGCCAUUUUGUUAUAGACGUUCCCUCAUCAAGACUAGCGUGCCACGGAAUCUGCAAGGAACAAGGCAUGACUCCAGUAGAAAAAACGUCACCGGAGGCGGCAGGAUUCAAGCCCUCGAUACCCUCCCAGAGCCUCACUGCCCUAGUGGUUGGUUGCAGACAGACACACAUCCGAGAGGUGACAACCACAAAAACGCCAAAGUUUCAUGGUGAAACGAAACAGCGCGAAGCAAUAUGAUGGGAGCUUCUCGAGGGCCAAACACACCAGGAACCAGUUGGCUGCUCUGGUCUCUGUAUCGUGCUCCUCCGUUGUCCCGAGUUCUGUCCAACUAUCUCUCUAGGGCAUCACCACCGUCGGGUCAGUGUGACUCCUCCGUACUAUGAAGGCGGACAGUGUAU